This is a messenger RNA of Lathyrus oleraceus (garden pea), 495 nucleotides long. Its product is annotated as auxin-responsive protein SAUR78-like. The transcript has a single exon. Bases 43 to 435 code for a protein of 130 amino acids. Gene Ontology annotation, biological process: response to auxin. The record is from RefSeq and is a predicted model, not a curated record. NCBI's taxonomy places the organism in Eukaryota, Viridiplantae, Streptophyta, Magnoliopsida, Fabales, Fabaceae.
AAGCAUAACCAUUAGCCUCUCUUGUUUCUUCAUCUUCCAAACAUGACAAAAGUUGCAAAACUAACAAAACUUAAGUCGGUGCUGAAGAAAUGGAACACCUUCACCUAUUACAAUAACAACAACAAGCACAACCGCUCUGACAUCAGAGCGGUUGUAAACGAGGAUGAGUCAUGUAUGUUAUCGGAACAAAGCCUUCGCCCCGUGUUUGUGGGAAAGACGAGACGUAAAUACCUUGUUAACUCCGAUGUUGUUGGACAUCCGCUGUUUCAGGAGCUUGUGGACAGGUCUCGCAGCUCGGUCGAGGUAAAUGGUGACGAUGAUACGGUUAAUGUGGCUUGUGAGGUUGUCUUGUUUGAGCAUAUGUUGUGGAUGAUCGAGAAUACUGAUCCUCAACCGGAAUCACUGGAUGAACUCGUUGAUUAUUACAGUUGCUAGCUGUGUUGUGUUUUGGUUGCAUUUGUUUGUAACAAUUUUAAAGCAAAUGAUCUUGCUUGA